Molecule: messenger RNA, 2082 nt
Organism: Penicillium samsonianum
Lineage: Eukaryota; Fungi; Ascomycota; Eurotiomycetes; Eurotiales; Aspergillaceae
Exons: 2
Coding region: 1-2082 (693 amino acids)
Biological process (GO): DNA repair; telomere maintenance
Molecular function (GO): DNA helicase activity
Source: RefSeq, a predicted model, not a curated record
AUGGUGGCCAAGGCGGCUUUGUUGAAGCAAUCCAUUGAGAAGGCAAAAGUUGCUGAGCCACCAACAGCGAUAGACCUGCGACUUCGAGAAAAGGGUGUCAAGAAUUUUGCACUACGCUGCUUUAAUGCUCUCUCUCAUGACCGGGAGAUCAGUGGUGUGCAGGUCGCCAGCGUCUUACUUCAACUACCAACCUAUUACACGAUCAACUACAACUUCAUUCGCAUCAACCUCUGGUGGCUAAGGCGCUAUAUCCGGACGAUCAUUCAGCCAGACGGCCUUCAAAGUAGUCACUCUUCUGACCCCAUGGCAGAAGAACCUUGCGCGUACGAAACGGGCGACACCGCCGCCGUAAGCAUCUUUGACAAUUAUAAAUGGCGUGGACCACACCUGGCUCCUCUUGCGUUAUUUGAAUACUGCAUGCUUGUCAAGACAAAGGAUGUACGCGAUGCCAUUGCUGACGACGUGGACUUCGACCCAAACCACCCGAGAUAUGCCACGCAUGUACAGCGCCUGGCGCGCACCCCAUCACAAGUGGCCACCGUGACUUUCAACGGACAACUAACCGAAUUCCAGCCCGCAGAAGACGCGGUUCCAGGAGGUCAUCCAAAAACAACCGCGAUCAUGAACGACGUAGCGGAGAUAUUAUUGGGGCUCUUUGUUCCCUGGGAUCAAUUGAUUAACCUCUUCCGACCGUCUACGAAAAGAACGGACACUUGCGUUCAAAUAUGGGCGGCUGUGGAACCAACCCUCACAUUUCACAACCGAGGCUUUGCAAGAAAUAUCGAGUUACUGCGAAAGUCCAAGGAAGACUGUCAAGCCGAUGCAAAAAUGUGGAAGUCUGCAAACGGCACUGCCGACUCAUUUCACCAUGAUGCUGAAGACUUUGAGCCCGCCAAUUUUGGUUCUGAUGACGAAGAGACCGAAGAAUUCUUCCACCUGCAGGAUGAGAAUUUCAAUGCGGAGACGUUGAUCGCUGCAUACUACUCCAUUAGCAAAGCAUGGCAUCGAGAGACGUUGGUCACGGGCCGGCGGAUCCCUGCCUUGCUCCACAAGAUAGACCGAACGCGCAGCUUGUCACUACAGAACCUCCAGCCGCUAGACAUCUUCAACCCUCCAGCAUACGAAUCUUCUGGGCUAAGGUUCCUCCCACCAUCUACUUUACAAGCAUGGGAGUUUCAACUAAAAUGUUGCGUCAAUAUUAGUCCUGAAGAGAGCACGGAUGCUAACUCAGACACUAUCCCUGCUACGGAUGAUCUCCAAUCCCGAGUUGGCCAGAAUCCUACUGGCGCCUCUCUUGCGUCCCUGAUCAACGAGGAGAUUCCCCUAAAUCGGAAACAACGAAUGGUAGUAGAGAGGGUGCUCUCUGAAGCUUUGACCUGGGCUGAUCACCCUUAUAAUUCGUCGCAGCGCAAGCAGACUCUCCUCUAUGUUGGAGGUGAAGGUGGCACAGGUAAGAGCCAGAUUUUCAAGGCAAUUGUCGCUGGUAUGAACCUUGUCGGACGAAAGGACGAAGUGAUCCUCAUGGCACCGACGGGUGCCGCGGCCGAUAACAUCGGCGGAAAUACGUACCAUACAUCUUUAGGGAUAUCCAUUGACCGUUCACGUAAAACCGGUAUGAAAUCCAGAGUGAGACGGCUCUGGUCUCGCAAGACUAUCAUGAUCGUGGACGAAUUCAGCAUGAUGGAUCUACGUAUGAUCAGCGUAAUUGAUAAUCAAUGCAAGAUCGCCAAAGCCCUCGACAGAUCCUCCCCUGACCUUUUCGGUGGCCUUCCUGUCGUCAUCUUUAUCGGUGACUUUUUCCAGUUUCCGCCUGUUCUGGGCCCAGCACUGUGGAGGGAACCAAGAAGGGGCAUAGAUGAGGAAGAUAAUGGUCGGUUACUCUGGCAUCAAUUCAAAGAGGUAAUCAUCUUGGAUGAGCGAAUGAGACAGGCGGAAGAAGACGCUCCAUUCCGCGAUCUGCUAUCACGAGCCAGGACAGGCACUUUAACGGAAGCCGAUCGAUCGUUUCUUAACAGCAAAACAGUCACAUCCCUGGUCAGCCCUCAACUAGAAAAUGCUACCACCGUCCUGCGUUAUAUUUAA